Molecule: messenger RNA, 455 nt
Organism: Paramecium sonneborni
Lineage: Eukaryota; Ciliophora; Oligohymenophorea; Peniculida; Parameciidae
Source: the annotation of a GenBank genome assembly
AUUUUAUUAAAUGGCAUCAAAUAAAAAAGAUCAAAUAAAGGUUGAUGGAAUCCAUAGUAGAUAUGGACGAUUUAGAGAUAAUAGAAAUUAAAAUGAAAAGGACAAGGUAAAUGAAAAAAUAAUUUUAGCAUUAAGUACCUUUUUUAGUAAGAACACAUUGGAAAUAUGGAUAAAUUACUUUAGAAGACUUUAAUAAAAAUUAAACUUAAGAAAUAUUGCUUUACUUAUUGUAAUAAUUAAUACUAUAAGAAAAUUAAUAGUUUAAGUUCUAAAUUGAGAGAUAUUGUAGAUCAAUUAAAAUAUCAAUUAGAUGGUGUUUAUAGAAGAGAUAUAUCAUUUAAAGUGAGCAAUGUUUAUUUGGAUUAACAUGGAGUGUAAAAGAAAAAGGAUUUAGGGAUAGUCCAUUCUGUGAAAUCAGGGAAGGAUGAUGAAUCAGAUCUUAAAGAACAUGGAUU